GGCUCGCUGUCAGCUGCAGGGAAGGGUGCGGGAGGUUCCGUAGUUGCCUGGUGAACGGGUGUAAACAAAACAGGGAGCGAGUGGUCCGCUGGGAGGUGGCCGGUGGUCUGCCUAGGCCGCGGCUGCUAGUGGGCUGUGCGGCAGGAGCAGCACCAGAGCAGCCGCCGCCUCCUCCUACGAGCAGGGCUAGUCUCACCGCGAAUGGUUAAGUCUCCUAAACCCAAAUGUUAACGUGCAUAACGCAGGCUACGUGGAGGCACCUGAGAGAAGGAGACACAGAGAGUCGUGCUCUGCGUAAAAAUCAAUACAUUUAAUUUUUUAAAUGCUGAAGACUGUGGAUAUUAUGAAGACAGAAAUGCAAAGGAAUCUCUCCAGUAAAGCUUUAAGUAUUAAAUAAGAAUUGAAGCUCAUGCAAGCUGCAAUGGAAGAGAUUCCAGUCAAAGUAGCUGUAAGAAUAAGACCUCUACUUUCCAAAGAAGUACUUCACAACCACCAAGUAUGUAUGAGAUUAAUUCCAAAUACUCAGCAGGUUAUCACUGGAAAGGACCGUGUGUUCACUUUUGAUUUUGUUUUUGGCAAACAUUCAACGCAAGAAGAAGUGUAUACAACAUGUAUUAAACCAUUGGUGUCAUCUUUGAUUGAAGGAUAUAAUGCUACAGUUUUUGCCUAUGGACAGACAGGCUCCGGAAAGACGUAUACUAUUGGAGGAGGUCAUAUUGCAUCAGUUGCAGAAGAAGAGAGAGGUAUAAUUCCACGUGCUAUCCAGGAAAUAUUUCAGAUUAUUUCUGAAAACCAUAAUAUUGACUUCACUGUGAAAGUGUCUUAUAUAGAGGUCUACAAAGAAGAACUUAGAGAUCUCCUAGAAUUGGAGACUUCAAUGAAAGAUCUACACAUUAGAGAAGAUGAAAAGGGCAAUACAGUAAUUGUUGGUGCCAAAGAUUGCCAAGUUGAAAAUGUGGAUGAAGUGAUGAGCCUGUUGCAAAUGGGGAAUGCUGCUCGUCAUACAGGCACAACCCAAAUGAAUGAGCAUUCCAGCCGAUCUCAUGCAGUUUUUACAAUCAGUAUUUGUCAGCAACAACAAUCUGUGCAGACUCAGAAGGACGUGAACAGUGCACAAGAUUCAUCUCAGAAUUCAGGCCAGCUCAUAGCUUCCAAGUUCCAUUUUGUGGACCUUGCUGGAUCAGAAAGAGUAACAAAAACUGGGAAUACUGGAGAAAGAUUCAAAGAAUCAAUUCAGAUUAACAGUGGCCUGUUGGCUCUAGGAAAUGUGAUCAGUGCUCUUGGAGACCCAAAGAGGAAAAGUGCUCACGUUCCAUACAGGGAUGCUAAAAUUACACGUAUUCUUAAGGAUUCUUUAGGAGGCAAUGCCAAGACUGUCAUGAUAACUUGCAUUAGUCCAUCAUCUUCUGAUUUUGAUGAAUCGCUAAAUUCUAUCAAAUAUGCCAACAGAGCCAAAAAUAUUAGAAACAAACCUGUUGUCAACUACAACCCAAAUUGGGACCGUAUUGAUGAAAUGGAGUUUGAGAUCAAACUGCUUCGGGAAGCUUUGCAAAAUCAGCAAGUUAGCGGACAGACUCCUGGCAGUCAAGGGUCACAGGAUAUGUCUCAGGACAGAAACAGAAUCCGUUCUCUUGAAGAACAGCUUGCCCAGCUUCAAGUAGAAAGUUUCAACUACCGAAACUGCAUGGAGGAAGCCUGUGUAGUCCUUGUUGACUUAAAAAAUUCUGCCAGCUUAACAAAAAGCCAACAAGAAAGACUGCAAGAUUGGCUCAUCAUAGCUCAGGAGCUAAGGAGAGAAGCUUCAACUAUUCCCAAAGUAAACAAUGGAAAUGGAAGUGAGCAAGAUGGACCAUAUCAUAUCACAAUUCUUCAGCUGAAGAGGGAGCUCAAGAAAUACCAGAAGGAAGAAAGCAUAUAUCUGUUCUCAGUACUGCUGCUGGAUGAGAAAUGGGAAAUUCUCAGCAGGAGUAUUAAACAGGAGAAGCAGGCUCUUGCUACAGAUGCAGAAGUGUUUAGUGAGAAGGAGUUUGAGAUAAAAGUAUUGCAAGAUCAAAUGCAGAAACUGAUAAAGGAAAAUGAAGACUAUCUGGAAUCACUCAAAGAGGCACAAGAAACAAAUAGAUUGCAGAAUGAGAAAAUGGUGGAGCAACAGCUUAUAAUUGAUGGGCUAAGUGACAACUUAGAGAAAAUGGCCAAAGCCUCUGCCUCCAGAGAUGAUUGUGGAGAUGGACCAGCUGCUGUAAUAUCUGCUAAAAGGCCCUACACUAGGGCCUACAGUGUUCCACUAACUAAAAGUUUGAUACAAUCUGUUAAUGCACCAAUGGGGUUGGAGUCUCGAAAGGUACACACAAGUCCUCCAACAUAUUCCCUAAACAGGGUAAUGGCUGGAUUUCGAACUCGCAGCCAGAUAAUAUUGGAUCACAUAGAAGAACAAGAUGAAGUUCUUCAUUGUUGCUUUUCUGAUCACAGUGAUGAUGAUGAAAAACAAGCGGAGAACAAAAAGAGACACCCAUUUAGACGUUCCUUACACCGUACAUGGACUCGAAAACAGAUUCCUUUUAGCAGUACACUUGAACAAAAAGAGGUGCAGCACGAUUCCAGUUCACAAAAUGAAAACAUUUCACAGAUGAGAACCGUUACAGGUGCUGAUAUUGAGUGUAUCCAGAAGAGCCAGAUACUAAACAUGCAGAAAUUAAAGAAUUCAGAACUAAAACUUGUUGCUGCAAAGCAAAAGAUGAGUGAACUUGCACUUAAUAUCAGAAUGAAAGAAGAACUUAUUAAAGAACUGGUUAAAACAGGGAAUGAUGCCCAAUCUGUAAGCAAGCAGUAUUCUCUGAAAAUAACACAACUGGAGCAUGAAGCAGAGCAGGCUAAGAUGGAGUUGGCAGAAACGCAAAAGCAGUUGCAGGAGGUAGAAAACAAGGAGCUAAGGGACAUUGCUGAGAAAGCCAGGUUACAAAAAGAAUUUAGGAAGAAGAUGGAUGCAGCAAAGCUAAAAGUACAGGUCUUACAGAAGAAACAGCAGGACACGAAGAAGUUGGCGUCGUUAUCCACUCAGAAUGAGAAACGUGUAACAGAAGUUGAACAGAAUGUCAGUCACAUGAAAAAUCAACAAGCCCAACUACAGAAAAGAUUGGAAGAGGAGAGUGAAAAAAAGAAACACUUGGAAGGAGAAAUUAAGCUGGGUCAACAGCAAAUCAAGGAGCUUCAACAAAAGACAGAACAGCAAGAAAAGAUUCUAAAAAUGAAAGAUGAAGAAAUUGCUGCAUUUAAGAGGCGAAAUUCACCUGAAACGCCACAGCAACUGCAGAAAUUAGAAGAGAAAAAGAAAUGGUUGGAUGAAGAGCUAGAGAAAGUUUUGUAUCAACGUCAAGAGUUAGCUAAUCUGGAGGAAGAUUUGAAAAGAAGAGAGGCUAUUAUUUCCAAGAAGGAGGCACUGAUUCAUGAGAAGAGCCAUUUGGAAAUUAAAAAACUGAGAUCCAGCCAGGCUCUCAAUAAAGACAGUUUUAAAUUAUCUAGUCGUCUGAGUAUGCUGGAUCAGGAACUGUGUGACAAAAAUAUACAGCUUCAAAGUAGCACCAGUGAUGAGCAAGAAAAGAUUUUGGAAGAGGUUCAGGCUCUGCAGAAGGAAAGGAACCAUCUGUUAAAAAGAAGGAACAGUGUGGAUGAAAAACUGAAGAAUGGCAGAGUGUUAUCACCUGAAGAGGAACAUGUUCUGUUCCAGCUUGAAGAAGGAAUUGAAACCUUGGAGGCUGCCAUUGCCUACAAGAAUGAAAGUAUCCAAAAUCACCAGAACUCUCUCAGAGCCUCCUCUCAAAUACUCAUACAGAAUGAGGCCAAUAUGAUGGGAAAGUUAGUUUCCUUAUCCGCUACUGAGCUGCGAGCAAUUCUUCUAAAAUACUUUAACAAGGUUGUCAGCCUCCGUGAAACUCAACGUAAAUUGCAGCUCCAAAAUGAAGAACUAGAAAUGAGGGUAAUAGAACAAGAAAAUAUAGUAAGAGAACUUCAGUUGGCACUUGAACAUCUUAUGCUUCAGUGUGACAGGCGUCUAACUGCUCAACAGAAAGAAAAUGAACAAAAAAUGCAAUUAAUACUGCGGCAUUGCAAAGAAAAAGAUGGUGAAAGUAUUACAGAAACCCUUAAAACAUAUGAAGCUAAAGUUCAGCAACUGGAAAGAGAUUUGUUUUUCUAUAAGAAAACCAGCAGAGAAUUGAAGAAGAAAUUAAAGGAACUGGUUGGAGAAUCAACACACCAUCCUCUGACACAAAGUAAAUGUGGUAGUUCUGCUGAUGUGAUCCUGAACCAAGAUCAAGCAAAUGUGUCUUCAGAAGAGCUCAAGUGGACAUCCAAGUUAUCAGGGAAAUUAAAAGAAACUGACCACCCACUAUGUGGUUUUGGAAUACAGCAAAAUCCACACAAAUGUGAAGCGGAAGCUACAGAAGCGGUUCCCAGCAUAUUGUGUUUAUCCAAUAGUCAUGAGGAACAAGCAGGAAUAAUACGGCAGCCUGCAAAAUCUUACCCACAAGUAUUAUGUCAUUCUCAGCCCAGAGACACUGCGACACAGCUGCAAGGAGUAACUCCAGUAAAACUUUCUCGCAAAGAAUUACGUCAUAUCCCUGCUUCUGAGCUUUCAUCACGGCGCUCAGGUCUUGCAGCUGGUGUAAACUCUAUUCCGGCAGAUUCCAUUGAAAUAUCUAGAAAGUUGUAAGGACUAUAAUAUAUAGUCAUCCCUAUAAAAUUUUGAAAGUAAUUACUUGUUCUAAAAAUUCCAUUUUAUGGAAUUGUGUUCAUAUGAGUUAUUCUAGUUGCUGUACUUUACACUGCAGCACACUACUUGUGUUAUGUAGACAUCUAUCAUGCCUUAUUGACAUAGUGAUGAUUAUAAAAGGCUGCAACUGAAGAAAUUUUGCCCUUAAGUAAUGUGAUUAAAAGUUUUGUACUUGUAAUUCUCUAGAAUUGACAUGGAUUUUUAUUUCAUGUCUUCUUAAAUGCAUCCUUAUUUCCAGUGCUGCAAGGAAGUGCUCACAGCCAGUCCAGAUUUUUUCCACAUAAGCAAUCCCAACCAUUUCUUAGGGCCUGUUUAGGAGGACAAAGAUGAUACAAUAAACUGAGCAAUCACAGUUAGUCAGAAGUACUUCAACCGAUUACGAAGCUGGGGAGAUUACUACCACCUUUAUAGGAAGUGCUGCUGUGACUAUAUCCGAUUAGUUAGUUUUAUACAUUACAGUUGACUAUAGGAAGUGCUGCUGUGACUAUAUCUGUGAUUAGUUAGUUUUAUACAUUACAGUUGACCAUGAUCUGGAGUGUUUGCCUGCACAAACAAUUUUAUACGAACUAGACCAUCAUGGGAUCAUCAGCAGUAACUGGUUUUCUCCAUCACAUUUAUACUGAAGUUUAUGACAAAACACUUUGGUGCUGACCAAGACCUUAAAGUUGAAUGUCCUUCCUUAAAAAAACAACCAGCAUGACUAUAACUUUUUUUCUGGUCAAAAAAUCAAUGUUAUGUUGGCAAGGAAGCUAGUUUCAUAAACUAUUUUAUUUAAAAUUAAUAGCCUCUUAAAUCCUAAAUCAUACUUAAUAACUAACUCAAAGUUAAACUUUAUUUAAAGUUCCUUGGAAACUGUGCCUAGAAAUGUCAGUGGGGCAUUUGUAUGAAAAACAUGUUCCGCAAGUAUAUUCUGAAAUAGUUGUCAGAGCAAGCAUGAUUUUAGAUAAAUUACUAGAACAAAUGUAUUGAUCACUUACAUUGAUGUAGGUGCACUUAAGUCACUGAGCUGCCUCCUUAAGCACAAUAAAAAUGUUACAUUGGUAUGUAGGGAAUGUCUGUAUUUCAGACAGAACCACAUUAUUAUAGAUUACAACACUAAGUUGGUAAAUGAAACUUGGUGCAUAAGUAACAUUUGCCCUGGGAUCAAGGGAUCAAUGUCUACCAAGCAGCAAGCUUUGGGACCCUUUAUUUCCUUCCCCUUCCCCCUAUGUCAUCAUACAAUUCUCUCCACAUUGCAUUCUGUUACCCAAGAUUGUUUUGUGUGACCAUUUUCGACCCAGAAAUACUCAAACUCUUUCACAAUGUUAUCUUAAUUUUAUAUAUUUGGCUGUGGUUUUGCAGCCAAAAAUCACAGUUAAGUACUUUUGCAAUACAUCUUAUUUAGAAGCAUUAGAUAUUAUUUAAAGCUUGAGUUAUCUGUAGAAGGGAUGGUUCCAUUCCAUUUUUCUAGUGAUCUUUGAUAAGGAGAAUUUGAGAGAAAGUAGUUGAUUUCAAAUAUUUGUAUUUUAAGAAUGUGAUAGGCAUACACAGAGUAACAGAGUGGUGUUCAGGUGUAUUGUACUUAGUUAUUGGACAUUUUUAAGAAAGUUGCCACUUUGGAGUAUCAGAUCUUGCACUUAAAAUGUUGCUUUAUUAUUUAUUCCUCUUAGCUGCAUUUGGGGUCAGUAGCGGGGGGCGGUAAAUCUGGAUUAUAUAUUCUCUUAUACAGUUACCAUCCAUUGAUGGACAACAUCAAUUUCCACUGGUGUGAUUCUUAAAAGGAAAGCUUUCUCAUUAGAAUAUCAUGUUACAAGAUUGCUUGUGAACAUACUAAAGCAUAGUUUAUCCUGGGUCCAAACUGCUUUAUUCUUAAACCGCUAAAAUAUUUUGCAACAUGUUGAAACUGAAAUAAUUGUUCUCUUAAUUACAACUGUUUGUUGUACUGUUGAAUCGUGAUGUGAAAGUUUUUGCAAAUGGCUGUGGACUGAAGUUGAAAUAUAUUUUACUUCGUGUUACAUUUUAUAUUUUAGAUACUUAAUACUUGUACAACCUAAAUACAAUUAUCGUAAAACACA
Messenger RNA from Hemicordylus capensis (graceful crag lizard), 6822 nucleotides. RefSeq names its product kinesin family member 27 (gene KIF27). The transcript has 19 exons. Bases 410 to 4708 code for a protein of 1432 amino acids. Lineage: Eukaryota; Metazoa; Chordata; Lepidosauria; Squamata; Cordylidae. Gene Ontology annotation, molecular function: microtubule motor activity; ATP binding; microtubule binding. Gene Ontology annotation, biological process: microtubule-based movement; mitotic spindle organization. The record is from RefSeq and is a predicted model, not a curated record.